Molecule: messenger RNA, 487 nt
Organism: Symbiodinium sp. CCMP2456
Lineage: Eukaryota; Dinophyceae; Suessiales; Symbiodiniaceae
Source: the annotation of a GenBank genome assembly
GGAUGACAAAGCCGAGUUCGACCAGUGCAACUUUUGGGGCGACCCGCACUACACCGCCACGUGGGGCUCGGACCCACGUUUUGACUACCAGGGGCAGGGCGCGCACGACAUCAUCUUCAACAAUCUGUGCCAGCUCUUCCACAUGCACGCCUUCCAUUGCCAAUAUAAGAGCUCCCGCAAUGCAGUCACGAUCGGCAUCAAAAUCCAGUUGCCACUUCCCGGGACUGAUCCUGCGAAUCCGGAUUUUGGAUACGUCUUCAUCACGAAGGAGAAGGUUACCGUAUCCGACACGGCCCUCUUCGAGUUGGUGACGGGGGUUCCGUCCUGGAGCGACGUCGACGGCCUUCCCGGUGGCGAGCAAGAAGGAACUCUCAGUGAGUUGCAGCUGAAGAGUGGUGUGGGAAUCCAGACAGAAGAUGGCUGCAACUAUGUGCUGAUCAAUGGGAAGUACAUCAGUGGCAAGCCUGGGUUCAUCCUGAAUGUGAAG